UGCCUUAGCAGGUAUGGAGAAGCUGAAAGAAUCCUUUAACAAAGAGCAUGCAGACUGGGAGACGGAAAAGGCCGGUUUAACAAAAAAGGCCGAGGAUGCAGAGGCAUCCCUGAAGCCGGUGGUUGAAGAACUGACCGGCUUAAAGCGGCAGAUUAACGCCAUGACUUCCCCUGUAUUUGGGACCCGCAUUGUUCAUCUGGGCUCUGACAUGCGGAUGAAGCUUAAAGCGGCCUACACGUUGAUAGAACAGCUGUUCUCUGGAUCCCAACGAGCCAUUUGCACUACAGCUUAUAACAAGCCUCCGCCAUCGCUGGUAAAUGAAACUAUUGAAAAGCUGGCCAUGCUACCUGCCCAGAUCAAUGAACUAAAGAGAGCAGCCGCAAGAUCAGGAGCACUGACCGCGCUAAUCCGGGCCAAGGCGUGGAUUCCGGAUCUUGAACCGGCAGAUAUCAUCAAAGGCUAUCCUGGUGUGAAAGAAGACGGCUCAGACUUCCAUAACGACGAUCUCCGAAGGCUGACAAAGGAGAUGCGGCCGAUAGCAAGCAAACUGGCGGAGGAUACCGAUCUAUCUCAUUUUCAACUGGUUUAUGAUGCUGAGGGAAAAAGAUAGCCCGUGUUAAUCCAUAAUGUUGAAGAUCUUGUGCCACCAAUCCGUAAGCAUACUUACGCUCCUGAC
Messenger RNA from Triticum aestivum (bread wheat), 676 nucleotides. RefSeq lists its product as uncharacterized. The record is from RefSeq and is a predicted model, not a curated record. Bases 14 to 610 code for a protein of 198 amino acids. The transcript is spliced from 2 exons. NCBI's taxonomy places the organism in Eukaryota, Viridiplantae, Streptophyta, Magnoliopsida, Poales, Poaceae.